Puntigrus tetrazona (Sumatra barb) is the source of this 1518-nucleotide messenger RNA. RefSeq names its product RAD51 recombinase (gene rad51). The transcript has 10 exons. Bases 193 to 1215 code for a protein of 340 amino acids. Gene Ontology annotation, cellular component: condensed nuclear chromosome. Gene Ontology annotation, biological process: DNA strand invasion; chromosome organization involved in meiotic cell cycle; double-strand break repair via homologous recombination. NCBI's taxonomy places the organism in Eukaryota, Metazoa, Chordata, Actinopteri, Cypriniformes, Cyprinidae. Gene Ontology annotation, molecular function: DNA strand exchange activity; ATP hydrolysis activity; double-stranded DNA binding. The record is from RefSeq and is a predicted model, not a curated record.
ACACAAAACGCGAUAUUAUAGAUUUAACCGAUGAAAUAGUUUCGCGUCUACGUGAUUAUUAUAUGACUUUUGUUGUAAGAACGCGUUUGAGCACGUUGAACAUUGUUUGUUUGUGACGAUUGGAGCUCGUUAGGAUGUUUGUGUUUGUCCUGCGGUUUUUCUAACGCACCAUCGGACUGAUCAAUAAUAAAUAUGGCUAUGAGGAACGCGUCCCGGGUGGAGGCAGUGGCCGAAGUCGAAGAGGAAGAAAAUUUUGGGCCACAACCAGUUUCACGCCUGGAGCAAUGUGGCAUCAGCAGCAGCGACGUUAAGAAGCUGGAGGAUGGUGGUUUUCACACCGUGGAGGCUGUAGCGUACGCGCCCAAGAAAGAGCUGCUGAACAUCAAGGGAAUCAGCGAAGCCAAAGCCGACAAGAUCCUGACGGAGGCGGCUAAGAUGGUUCCCAUGGGCUUCACCACAGCGACGGAGUUCCACCAGCGCAGAGCCGAGAUCAUCCAGAUCUCCACAGGAUCCAAAGAGCUUGAUAAACUCCUGCAGGGAGGAAUCGAGACGGGAUCCAUCACUGAGAUGUUCGUCGAGUUUCGCACAGGAAAGACACAGCUGUGUCACACACUGGCCGUUACCUGCCAGCUGCCCAUAGAUCAAGGCGGUGGAGAAGGAAAAGCCAUGUACAUCGACACCGAAGGAACCUUUCGUCCAGAGAGACUGCUGGCUGUAGCUGAGAGGUACGGGCUGGUGGGCAGCGAUGUGCUGGAUAAUGUGGCGUAUGCCAGAGCCUUCAACACGGACCAUCAAACACAGCUCCUGUAUCAGGCCUCCGCUAUGAUGACUGAGUCCAGAUACGCUCUGCUGAUUGUAGACAGCGCUACUGCACUGUACAGGACGGAUUACUCCGGUCGAGGAGAGCUGUCCGCCCGCCAGGGCCAUCUGGGCCGCUUUCUACGCAUGCUGCUCCGUCUCGCCGAUGAGUUUGGUGUGGCCGUGGUCAUCACUAACCAGGUGGUAGCACAGGUGGAUGGAGCGGCCAUGUUUUCAGCAGAUCCCAAGAAGCCGAUUGGAGGAAAUAUCCUGGCACAUGCCUCGACUACUCGAUUAUACCUGCGGAAGGGUCGAGGAGAGACACGGAUAUGCAAGAUCUACGACUCUCCUUGUUUACCUGAGGCAGAGGCAAUGUUUGCCAUUAAUGCUGAUGGAGUGGGUGACGCUAAAGACUGAAAGGAUCUCAACAGAGAACCCGAGCGUGUGAUACGAGACCAUCGGCCGGAGAAAAGACUCCUGUAGAACGACUGAAAUGCGUAAAUGUGGACACAUUUAGUCUGGAAUUAUUUGGAAAGAGAGUGAAUCCUUGGUUUAUUUACAUAUAUGCAGAUUGGUGGAAAUGAAUGAUUUGAGCUGGUGUAAUUAUUUGCCCUUUACUUUGAUUUCAGCCUCUGUGCUGUUUGUUAUAUAUUUUUUUUGUUAUAUUUGUUUGUCUUGUCUGGACUGAACCGUUGUCUUGUACAUAAAACUACUCAGAAU